This is a messenger RNA of Phalacrocorax carbo (great cormorant), 2657 nucleotides long. The record is from RefSeq and is a predicted model, not a curated record. NCBI's taxonomy places the organism in Eukaryota, Metazoa, Chordata, Aves, Suliformes, Phalacrocoracidae.
UCAGCCCGCGCCGCCAUAUUGGAGGAGAAGCCGCCCCCGCCAGCUCGGCUUCCGCAGGGGGGACGGCAACCACCGCUGCCUCCGCCUCCUCCGCCGCGGCCGGGCCCGCUGCCCAUGACUGCCCGGUGCGGAUAGGGCGGAGGUGGGAGCGGUUCCCGUCCCUUCUCCUGCCGCCCUCCCGAGCUGUCGCCCGAGCCCCUCUCCCCGCGGCCGGCCUCUGCCCUCCCGCCGCCUCCAGCCAUGACUUCCCUGACCCAGCGCAACUCCGGCCUGGUGCAGCGCCGGACCGAGGCCUCCCGCAGCGCCGCCGCCGCCGACAAGGAGCGGGGAGCGGGGGGCGGCCCGGAGGAUGAAGGCCGCAGGGACGAGUCCGGCGACGACGAGAAGGGCGACUCCAAGGAAACGCGGCUCACCCUCAUGGAGGAAGUGCUGCUUCUGGGCCUCAAGGACCGUGAGGGUUACACAUCAUUCUGGAAUGAUUGCAUCUCCUCAGGAUUGCGUGGCUGUAUGUUGAUCGAAUUGGCAUUGCGAGGGCGUCUUCAGCUAGAGGCUUGUGGAAUGAGGCGCAAAAGUCUAUUAACAAGAAAGGUGAUUUGCAAGUCAGAUGCUCCUACAGGGGAUGUUCUGCUUGAUGAAGCUCUGAAACACAUAAAAGAGACCCAGCCUCCUGAAACAGUACAAAAUUGGAUUGAACUGCUUAGUGGUGAAACAUGGAACCCAUUGAAGUUGCACUACCAACUACGAAAUGUCCGUGAACGGUUAGCUAAAAAUCUAGUGGAAAAAGGUGUACUGACAACAGAGAAACAGAACUUCCUUCUUUUUGACAUGACUACGCACCCUCUCACCAACAAUAAUAUCAAACAGCGCCUCAUCAAGAAGGUUCAAGAAGCAGUCCUUGACAAAUGGGUGAAUGACCCCCACCGCAUGGACAAGCGCUUGCUGGCACUCGUUUAUUUAGCCCAUGCUUCAGAUGUUCUGGAGAACGCUUUUGCCCCUCUUUUGGAUGAGCAGUAUGAUUUAGCCACAAAGAGAGUGCGACAGCUUCUGGAUCUAGACCCUGAGGUUGAAUGUAUGAAAGCCAACACGAAUGAGGUUCUGUGGGCUGUUGUAGCAGCUUUCACAAAAUAACUGUGUUCAGACUGAAGUGUUCUCUCUUCUUUCAUGUAAACCAGUUUUCUCUUCUAUUGACUAUUCAUGUUUUCUGUAAUUUGUACCUUCUCACAUGAUGAAUUGGCUCUUGUUUAAUGGGAACUAUAAGUGGCGUAUUUCCCUCCUCUGUGUAUCUGUGUACAGGAUUCUGCUGGUACAAGAGACCUGCCUGUUUAAAAACAACAGAAAAAUGUUCUACUGCCAUAUUGGCAUUCCAUUUCCUAUUCAGUUUGAGUUAUCUGAAACACUUUGUUUAAUCUAUUUUUCAUCUUACUGUUAUUGAUGUGGUUUAAUACAGAAAGCACCUCAAGGAGGAAAAGUGCAUGCAGUUGGACCGCUAGUCUCAGCUGACAGAUGUGUGCAUGCAUCAAUACUUCCGUAGUACAAUUCAUAACAGAUUUAAAAGGGCCUUUUUAAAUCACCAAAGCUCCAUGUUGAAGGGUCUGUCAGGACAUUUUAUACACAGAUGUUUUCUCAGCGCUAUCUAACAAAAUUAUUUUAAAAGCAGAAAUGCCAUUAAGCAGCUUUGUCAAUAGUUCCUGUAAAAUGCCCUGUAAGUUUUACUUUUCAUACAAGUCUCUGUGUACUUAUAUUUUCAUUAGAAUGAUAGCUGAGUCAUAAGGCUAGUAUAGAAUGGUCCAAUUGUUUCAUAAACCAGUUUUGGGAUGGGAUACAUUCCAUAUAUUGUAUGUAUAGUUCAAAUUGUAUAUUAACAACUGCCCCAUCUUAGUAUUUUGCAAGAUCUACGUAGGUGUACACCUGGUGCCCCUUAUAUUUGCUGUCAGCCCUUGCCAUUUGAUGGAAAGAAAGGCCUCCUGUAAAGAACGUGUAUGUGAAAGUUGUUUGUUUCCAGUGUCUACAGAGUGUGCCAUCCAGGUAUUCUCAGUCUAUGCAUUGCCUUUGAUAAUUAGUCUAUGGAAAGAGACCGCUUUCUGUCAUUGAUUGUACUUCUCCCCCCCGCUUCCUGUAUGGAGGAGGCUCAUGACAAUACAAUUCUUGAGUGCAGUUUUCAGUUUUGUACACAAACUAAUGUUUGUCUCUUAAACAUCAUAAUCUACACUUUAAAAACAAAAAUUCAGUCCUAGCAGGUGUUGCAUGUAAAUGAUUAGCAAGUAAUAACUACAGUUCAGAUGAUUAAGAUUUCUGUAAUGGGACACUCUGCUAUAUUUUUAUUUCUUUAUAUAAAAUUAUGCAGAUUAGCACUCUACUGCAAAAAAAACUUCGGGUUUUAAAAAUUUGUUGCCUCUUUGCCACUGCUUGUUAUCUCCCGUUGGUUUCACGGUGUAAAUAUGCAUUGAAAAAAUUAAGUAUUGAUUUUUUUUCUCCUCAUAACAAUGCAGAUUAAUAGUGGGGCUUACAGGUGUUUAGAAACUUUUUUGUUAAUAUUCAGAGCAAGAAUACUAGAUGGUGUAUAACUGUAGAGUUGAAAUUUAAGGGAUCCCUUAAUCUGUAUACUAGCUUUUUACCUACAGUAAAUAAACUAUGAUCUUGAAAGUGCCUGAAACAGA